Bipolaris oryzae ATCC 44560 is the source of this 603-nucleotide messenger RNA. RefSeq lists its product as uncharacterized. The annotation marks the transcript as partial. The record is from RefSeq and is a predicted model, not a curated record. NCBI's taxonomy places the organism in Eukaryota, Fungi, Ascomycota, Dothideomycetes, Pleosporales, Pleosporaceae. The transcript has a single exon.
AUGUUUCGCUGGUAUCAGCAUGCGAUGAAAUGCUACGUCUAUCUAUCUGAUGUUUCGACAGCAAGGCCGAGUGCAUAUGAAUUCUCUGAAUUUACUUGGGACUCGUCUUUCUUGGAAAGCAGAUGGUUUACCCGGGGCUGGACCCUUCAAGAGCUUCUUGCCCCGCAUUCAGUCGAAUUCUUCUCCAAAGAAGGCACGCGUUUAGGUGAUAAGAAAUCGUUAAAGCGGCAAAUUCAUGAGAUAACAGGAAUCGCUACCCUGGCCCUUCGAGGUACCCCAUUAGAGGAGUUUGGUAUUGAGGAGCGAUUAUCGUGGGCAAAAGGCCGUCGGACCACGCGCAAAGAAGAUAAAGCGUACUCGCUACUGGGUAUAUUUGGGAUCUACAUGCCGCUCAUCUAUGGUGAAGGCGAAGAUAACGCAUUCAGACGGCUUCAGGAAGAGGUCAAUAAGCCUUCAUACGGCGCCCAACGGAAAACGGAUUCGCCUUCUAUUGUAGAAGCAUCCAUCGCCACCAUCCAACUCAUCAAUGCCGCGUCGAUAUCGAUAUCCUCCUUUAUACGAUCUGUCCGCGAAUCUCGGCCGGAUCUCAACCUUGUCGAAAAU